AAAUUCCGAUCAAAAAGCCUCUUUUCCUUUUUUUCGCGGGCAAGGCGCGGCGCGUGUAAAGAGCAUUCACUAACGCAAAAUUGGCAAUUGAACUGCACGGCACCUCUCUAUACGGUCAAUUCAUUUGCAGCAGCAGCAAAUACAGUUCAAUCCGAUCCUAAGGUUUGACAUGCCUACUCUACAGCCUACAGUGGUCAUCCCUUCCCAUCAUCAUCAUCAUCAUCAUUACCAUUGAAAUCGUCUGAAGAUAUCAACGAUUAUCAUCUUCACCUCUCUGCCUGCCACUCCAGCAAAUACCCUGGUUCGCAUGACGUGUUAACCCCAAACUAUUGGCGUUCGACUCACAUUCAUUCACAUUUUUACACGCUCAUUUCGAUAAUCAAAAGGGAGUGAAAUCUCCAAUAACAGCAUACAAUCACCAAGCAAUACAAAAUCAGCACUCCCAAUAAUCCCUAAUUAAUUCUCAAGAUGGAACCAAUCUCGACCAAAAAUGCAAUGCGUAGACAUCCAUCCACAUCCCUAAACAAACGCGCACCUUCUGUACUUCCAAUCAAGGUGAAUUCAGCAUCUAGUUGCUCACAAGUACCUAUCUCAUGGGAUGCAUCACAAGGAAAAGCGCCAUGGACGGUAAUGAUCGCAUUAACAGAUUCCAUACCGUUCACCUUCAAUGUUCCACAAGCAUCCGGAUCGAAUUUUGCCGUGAAUUGGGAUGUACCAAAAUUAUCCACAAACACCCAGGCUUUAGUCGCAGUUGCAGAUUCGACAGGGGAUGUUUCAGGUGUUUCUUCAUUUUUCAACUUAAAUGCCGGCUCAGGAUCAUGUGCAGCAAUUCAAGUAGAUUUAGAUUUCGUUUGGUAUCCCACCAAUAAUAAAAACACUCCGGGUCAUUGUGACGAUUGGGGUGUCUCAUGGCAAACGGAUCCAAAGGAUAGUGGGGUAAAGGGGACUGUUUCAUUCACCUUCUUACCGGAAAAUGGUAGACCUGUCACUGUGAAUGCAGGAAGUGGUGCACAAGGAGCAUUCAAAUAUACCAUUCCUUUUCCUUCUGGCACGAGGUUUCUCGCUUCGGCAAACGAUGAGGGAAGUUCAGGUACAGGAGGCGUAGGAGACUUAUACAGCGUCUCUAAUGUCGGUCGCUCAAAAUCAUGUGUUGCGCUCAGUACAGUUGGUAAUGGCCUUCCGAAAGGGUCAGGGACAUUGGCUCCUGCAUCUACUGCAUCUACGUCCACGCAAAGCAGCACGAAAGGAUCAGCUAAAACAUCCUCGCAUGGCGCAGCAGCUUCUAAUACGUCGGGCGGGAAUACACCUGCCGUCUCUGCAAACGAUGCUGCGUCUGAUCAUAAAUCUAACUCGGCAGGAACAGCGGUUGGAGCCACAUUUGGUGUUCUAGGCGCUUUAGCUUUGCUUGGAAUACUGUUUUGGUGGUUAAGGAAGAAGCAUAGAGCCAAACAGGACGAGCACGAUGCAUGGGGAGGAGCAGCUAGCAACGGACAAGCGGCUGCAAAUGUAUCGCCCUGGAGAUAUUCAGCAUCACCGUACGGGGCACCGCAAACGAAUAGCAGAGCGAGUGCAUGGCUCAGACGAGCAUCGGGAACAGCAGCUACUGGCUUCCGUGUCCUCGGUCGCGGGGCGAAUAACAAUUCCCAAUCAGAUAUGGGACACGGUCGAAGCGGAUCAAUUACCACCAGUGCUCAACCGCAUAUGCAGCAAGCAACGUAUCGAAACAUGUCCGUUCCGGAAGACAAUUACGCCCUUUCUUCGAUUGGAGGUGGGAAUACGCCAGACAACUUCCCACGAUCCCCUUCUCCUACGCAAUCACAAAAGUUCGGCAACGGAAAAAUUUUUCACAGCACCGUUCCUGAUACAGCUCUCUUCCCUCCUCCUGGCCCUCGGUCGUAUGGUUAUGAUGAAGGUGGCUACGGCAUCGCAAGACAACAAAGACCUAUGCAGCAACAGGGAUGGCAACAUCCAUCGGAAGCUCAGUCGCCAUUUGCCGAUCCCGUUCGUGAUGGAGGUGCAGUGACGAUGGAUGGAUAUCGUGGACCGGUGAGUGAGGUACGCAAGGGUACUUCGUCAUUUGAUUCACAGAGCACUCCCUCUGUAAAAAGUCGCAAUUUGCUUCAUGGACGAAAGAAUGGCAGCAGUGCUGGUGGAAGCUCCAGUAGUGGACAUGCACGUACGGCAGAUGGACUUGGCUCUGACUAUAUCCCACCUGUUGGACCGACAAAGACAAGCAUUCAUGAUCCUUACACACAUAUGAGUCAAUUAUGGGAUCCGAACAGUCAUGGAGAAAUUGCUGAUCGGAUCAAUCAAGCUGGAAGAGGAGCAGGACAAAAUAUGCCUCCUGCAGCUGCAGCUGGAUAUCACGGUGGAUUUACUCGAACUGGACCGGGUGUCCAAAGAGUGAAUGCGCCAAUCACAAGUGAAGUGAUGAUGCCCGAACAAGGUAUGCAAAGGUUCGUUAAGACAGGACAGCGAAAGCCAACAACGGCAGAAGUGAUUGAUGAAGAUCGGGAGGAGUUGCCUUACCUAUAAGCAUAAUCUCGGGCUGUGCAUCAAGAGUUCGUCACCUAUUCAUCUUUUUUUCAAUAAGGACUUUCUAUUCGUCAUCAUUUUUCCACAGGAUUGCCACAGAAAAG
Messenger RNA from Meira miltonrushii, 2639 nucleotides. RefSeq lists its product as uncharacterized. Lineage: Eukaryota; Fungi; Basidiomycota; Exobasidiomycetes; Exobasidiales; Brachybasidiaceae. The record is from RefSeq and is a predicted model, not a curated record. The transcript has a single exon. The coding region runs from base 469 to 2535 and encodes 688 amino acids.